Knipowitschia caucasica is the source of this 240-nucleotide messenger RNA. The record is from the annotation of a GenBank genome assembly. NCBI's taxonomy places the organism in Eukaryota, Metazoa, Chordata, Actinopteri, Gobiiformes, Gobiidae.
AUGGACCUUCACUACCCUUAUAUUUCGCUACGACACCACGCGGCUGAUGGAAGUGGGGUGGGCUUUGAGGGUGGGGGCGGGGAGGGGUUUGUCACGCCAGCAGGAAAUGGCGUGAGCGUUCCUUUCAGGGGCAAAUCCCUCCCAUCUUCUCUGCAAUCUAAACUAGGAACAAAAUCUCCUCUACCUAACACCCAGUGCAGGGAGCUCUGCUUGGCUAAACCUACUAUUGUACAGUUGUAG